Sinocyclocheilus grahami is the source of this 697-nucleotide messenger RNA. RefSeq names its product A disintegrin and metalloproteinase with thrombospondin motifs 18-like. The record is from RefSeq and is a predicted model, not a curated record. The transcript is spliced from 4 exons. Bases 212 to 697 code for a protein of 161 amino acids. Lineage: Eukaryota; Metazoa; Chordata; Actinopteri; Cypriniformes; Cyprinidae.
GUCACUGCUCAGCAGUUCUGUAUGUACCUGCGCUUUGCAAACAGAAGCGGUGCGCGUUACCCUAAUGAACCCGGUGGAUUUGACUUGAGGAACGACAGAAACAGGGCAGUUUAAACAAUUAGCAAUGUCUCAUUAUUGCAUUGCAUGGAUUUGCGGAUUGUUCCUUUCCCCGUUUUUGAAGAGGUAACAGUAAAGGUGCAUACAUGACAACAUGGAUUGCCUUUUCCUUUUGCUCUGGAGUUUACAAGUCCCUCUGGCUUUGCAGUUCUGUUGCUUCCACUCUGUAACAUCGGUCUCAUUUACCGGCGACCCCGGCGUCCUCUAUCAAGAUUAUGAUUUUGCCACACCAGUGGAAGUGGACUCACUUGGAGGCUUCAUUUCCCACGAUGUGUCAAGACAUGGAAGGAGCAAGAGAUCCCUGUCAGAAGUUGGUGGUCCAGUGCAUUAUCAUGUCUCUGCAUUUGGCAAGGAAUUACACUUAGACCUGCAGCCAUCCCAUGUGCUGGCAGAGGGGUUUACCGUACAGACACUGGGUGCAGAGGGCAUCAAUACAGCCACCCUUGACCCUUCUAUUCAUAACUGUCUCUAUCAGGGUUCCAUCCGAAACCAUUCUGAAUCCUCUGUGGCUAUAUCCACCUGCACAGGUCUGUCAGGUCUGAUCCGGUUUUCCGGCGAGGAACUUCUCAUCACUCCAUAA